Messenger RNA from Lodderomyces orthopsilosis Co 90-125, 219 nucleotides. RefSeq names its product Kti11p (gene KTI11). The record is from RefSeq and is a predicted model, not a curated record. Gene Ontology annotation, biological process: protein histidyl modification to diphthamide. Gene Ontology annotation, molecular function: metal ion binding. The coding region runs from base 1 to 219 and encodes 72 amino acids. NCBI's taxonomy places the organism in Eukaryota, Fungi, Ascomycota, Pichiomycetes, Serinales, Debaryomycetaceae. The transcript has a single exon.
AUGGAAACGAUCUACGAUGAAAUAGAGAUAGAAGAUUUCACAUUUGAUCCUGUCACCCAGUUGUUUCAAUACCCAUGUCCAUGUGGUGAUAGAUUUGCCAUCAGUAUUGAUGAUUUACAGGAUGGUGAAGAUAUAGCUGUUUGUCCCAGUUGUUCAUUAAUGGUGAAAGUCAUAUUUGAGCCUGAAGAUUUACAAGAGUACUUGGAUGAAUUAAGUUGA